AUAUACAUUUUUCUCCUUAAGUAGAUAAUGUACAUACUGGGAACAGGAUCUUUGUCACUUUGACUUAUUCUUUGUCACUCCCACAGUUGCCUAUCAUAGUUCUUUGCAUGUAGUGGAUCCUCAGUGGUGUUGGACUUGAGUUAACUUAAUCAUCUCUGCCCCCAUGAAACGUAUAAUGUAGUGGAAGGGGAUACACAAUAAGAAGAUAAAUAAGUACACAGGAAAAUUGCCAUUUUAGAAUAUGCAAUGAAAAUAAUAGUAUGCUGUGAUGGGAGAAUAAAGGGGGAACUAGUUUUGAUCUUGUUGGAGAAGGCCACACUUAGGGUUGACAUUUGAAUUGCUAUGAAGAAUUAAAAGGAGCCAUCAUGCACAGAGCUAGAGGUAUUCUGUGCAUGUGAGAAGACUAAAGUGGGAAAGAGCUUGAAUUUUUGAGGAGCUGAAGUAAGGCUGGAACCUCCUAGGUGUGAGGAAAAGUAGCUUUUAAGAUGCUACUUUAGAUAGGUAUAAAGAGGUCAGAUCAUGAAGUGCCUUGUAGGUUGCUGUAGGGAAUUUGGAUUUUGUUCUAAAGGUAAUGGGAUACUAUUGAAGGAUGGUAAGCAGAGGAUAAGAUAAAUAUGAUCUACAUUUUGAAAACAUAAAUGGCUGUUAUCUGGUAAUUGGAUUGUAGGGAAGCAAGAAAGAAAGCAGGAAGAGCAAUUUAGGAGGGUGUUGGAAGUAGAGACAGAAGUGGAUGGAUUCAAGAUACAUUUUAGCUGUAGAGUUUUCAAGAUUUACUGAUGGAUUAGAUGUGAAGGAGAAAAAGAAAUCAAAGGAAUAAAAGCUUAUUCCCAAAUUUCUGGCUUGGCGUUUAUUGAGAUAUAGGUGGAGUGGGAAAAGAACAUUUAAAAAAAUCUUUUUUAAUAUUUAUUUUUUAUUUAUAUUAGAGAGACAGAGUGCAAGCAGGGGAGGGGCAGAGAGAUGGAGACAGAAUCUGAAGCAGGCUCCAGGCUCCAAGCUGCGAGCUGUCAGUACAGAGCCUGAUGCGGGGCUUGAACCCACGAGCAGUGAGAUCAUGACCUGAGCCGGAGUUGGAUGCUUAACUGACUGAGCCACCCAGAUUUGGGGCUUCAGCAACUUCUUCCAGGGAGGAGGUCCAGUACAGCUGCUGUUGCAACCCAAGGUCUUGAUUCACAUCCAUAGAUUGGAAUAUUGGUGUACCAGCCAUCCUCAGAUACCUCACUAAGGACAGAUGAGGAAACUGAGGCUUGGUGAAGUUACGAAACUUGUCCAAAGUCACACAGCUUACUGUAAAGGGCACAGCCAAGAUUCAGAGCCAGGUUGUAAAAAUUAAAAUGAAUAAACUACGGCAAAGUUUUAGGAGAAAGAAAGAUGUUUAUGUUCCAGAGGCCAGUCGUCCACAUCAGUGGCAGACAGAUGAAGAAGGGGUUCGUACUGGAAAAUGUAGCUUCCCAGUUAAGUACCUCGGCCAUGUAGAAGUUGAUGAGUCAAGAGGAAUGCACAUCUGUGAAGAUGCUGUAAAAAGAUUGAAAGCUGAAAGGAAGUUCUUCAAAGGCUUCUUUGGAAAAACUGGAAAGAAAGCAGUUAAGGCAGUCCUGUGGGUAUCAGCAGAUGGACUCAGAGUUGUGGAUGAAAAAACUAAGGACCUCAUAGUUGACCAGACAAUAGAAAAAGUUUCUUUCUGUGCUCCGGAUAGGAACUUUGAUAGAGCCUUCUCUUACAUAUGUCGUGAUGGCACCACUCGGCGCUGGAUCUGUCAUUGCUUCAUGGCUGUCAAGGACACAGGUGAGAGAUUGAGUCAUGCAGUAGGCUGUGCAUUUGCAGCCUGUUUGGAACGGAAACAGAAGCGGGAGAAGGAAUGUGGAGUGACUGCUACUUUUGAUGCCAGUCGGACCACUUUUACAAGAGAAGGAUCAUUCCGUGUCACGACAGCCACAGAGCAAGCAGAAAGAGAGGAGAUUAUGAAACAAAUCCAAGAUGCCAAGAAAGCUGAAACAGAUAAGACAGCUGUUGGCUCAUCAGUGGCUCCUGGCAACACUGCCCCAUCCCCAUCCUCUCCCACCUCUCCCACUUCGGAUGCCACUGCCUCUCUGGAGACGAACAAUCCUCAUGCCAUACCACGCCGGCAUGCGCCCAUUGAACAACUUGCUCGCCAAGGCUCUUUCCGAGGAUUUCCUGCUCUUAGCCAGAAGAUGUCACCCUUUAAACGCCAACUAUCCCUGCGCAUCAAUGAGUUGCCUUCCACUAUGCAGAGGAAGACUGAUUUCCCCAUAAAAAAUGCAGUGCCAGAAGUAGAAGGGGAGGCAGAGAGUAUCAGCUCCCUGUGCUCACAGAUCACCAAUGCCUUCAGCACACCCACGGAGGAUCCCUUCUCAUCUGCCCCAAUGACCAAACCGGUGACAGUGCUAGCACCACAGUCUCCUGCCUUUCAAGCUAAUGGCACUGACUCAGCCUUCCAUGUGCUUGCUGCUAAGCCAGCCCAUACUGCUCUAGCACCCGUAGCAAUGCCUGUGCGUGAAACCAACCCUUGGGCCCAUGCCCCUGAUGCUGCUAACAAGGGAAUUGCAGCCACACGUUCGGGGACCGAGUGGAGUCAGUCUUCUGGUGCCGCAUCUCCAGGUCUCUUCCAGGCUGGUCACAGACGCACUCCCUCUGAGGCUGACCGCUGGUUAGAAGAGGUGUCCAAGAGUGUCCGGGCGCAGCAGCCCCAGGCCUCAGCUGCCUCUCUGCAGCCAGUUCUCCAGCCUCCUCCACCCACUGCCAUCACCCAGCCAGCGCCAUCUUUCCAAGGGAAUGCAUUCCUCACCUCUCAGCCCGUACCAGUGGGUGUGGUCCCACCCCUGCCACCAGCCUUUGUCCCUGCCCAGUCCUAUCCUGUGGCCAAUGGGAUGCCCUAUCCAGCCCCUAAUGUGCCUGUGGUGGGCAUCACUCCCUCCCAGAUGGUAGCCAACGUGUUUGGCACUGCAGGCCACCCUCAGGCUGCCCACUCCCAUCAGUCUCCCGGCCUGGUCAAGCAGCAGACAUUCCCUCAGUAUGAGACAAGCAGUGCUACUGCCAGUCCCUUCUUUAACCCUCCUGCUCAGCACCUCAACGGUUCUGCAGCUUUCAAUGGUGUAGACGAUGGCAGGUUAGCCUCGGGAGAUAAGCACACAGAGGUUCCUGCAGGGGCCUGCCCGGUGGAUCCCUUCGAAGCCCAGUGGGCUGCAUUAGAAAGCAAGUCCAAGCAGCGUACUAACCCCUCUCCCACCAACCCUUUCUCCAGUGACUUACAGAAAACGUUUGAAAUUGAACUUUAAGUAGUCUCUAUGGCUUAUGUAUUUUGCCCAUACUUAGGCAAGGGCAGGGGCAGAGGUCAAAGAAGCAAAGGGAACUUUGUGUUCCCAGUCAGUAUACUUUUCACUAAUCCCAAAGGUCUUAAGGAGCAUGUCCAGGCACAGAGUGCUAGGAGAGGUGAUUUUGAAAAAAAUGGAAGAAACAUUCCUAGAGAAGAGUUGUCUUGCAGUUGGGCUAAAGAAGUCAAGGAAAUGUUGCCCGCUGUCCCCCUCCUGCUCCCUCAGCCCCUUAAAAAUCUCUGGCAGCAGAGAGGCAGAGUAUCUGAACAGGAAUCUGUAUUCAAAGCACAUUUACUGGAAUAUAAAACACAACGGGAAGCAAAACAAUCACCCUUCAUUUUUCAGGCCAUUCACCUGCCGCCUCUCACUGGCCUGUCUUAGAGAUCAAGAACAUGGUGGCCUGUGCUUGGGCUGGGGACGAGAGGCAGGCCGUGCUGCCAGAAUUCCCAGGAGGGCACAGCAGCUGCCCAGCAGAGCUAUAUUUUAGGGGUAAAGUUGAGCUUCCACUUUGAGUAAGAAUAAAUAUUAUAAAUAUAUAUCAAAAAAGCCAAAAUCUUUAUUUUUAUGCAUUUAGAAUAUUUUAAAUAGUUCUCAAUAUUAAAAAGUUGUAUGAGUUGUAAGUAAUCUUGCCAAAGGUAAAAGGGUUAGCUGUAAGAAAUUGUACAUAAGAUUGAUUUAUCAGUGAUGCCUAUUGAUGUGGAGAGAGGAGAGGUUGGGAGUUGCAGAUGGGAUCCCUAUUACUUGGUAUCAUUCGUUGUAAGUAGCACCUUGCAGCAACAAUCAUGCGUAUGACCAAUACAGUCCCUAGGUGGUAGUUUUAACAAAAAUGAAAGAGCAGUAUUGUCCUGGUUUUAAACCUAUGAUGAAAUCCUAGUGUAAUUUUAAUGGAAUCAGUCUGAAUACAUUCUACAGAGAAUACGUAUUUUCUUUUAUAUACUGCUGCAGUUUCCUUAUGUUAAUCCUCUACUUUUGUUUUAACACUAAGGUGACAGUGACUUAAUCAUAUCCAUGGACGGGAGCACAGGUUACUGUGUUGAUUUGUCAUGUGGGUCUCGGGUUUUGUUUUGUCCUUUAGAUUUUGUCCCCACCAGCUUUGUGGGGAUGGAGAUUCUGGUUUAAUAGCUGUGUGUGAGCCGGUCCCCCCACUUGUGGUGAGAGCAUCCCGUUGCCAGUUGUAGCCACUUGACCUCUGGUAACGACGUGAGAUCCCAUCUCAUUUUUACUUUUGAACGUUGGCCUUACAAUCAAAUGUAAGUUAUAUAUAUUUGUACUGAUGAGAAUUUAUAAUCUGCUUUAACAAAAAUAAAUGUUCGUGGUAGAA
This is a messenger RNA of Acinonyx jubatus (cheetah), 4650 nucleotides long. It is a transcript of the gene NUMB, whose product is annotated as NUMB endocytic adaptor protein. The transcript is spliced from 13 exons. Gene Ontology annotation, molecular function: cadherin binding. The coding region runs from base 1332 to 3293 and encodes 653 amino acids. NCBI's taxonomy places the organism in Eukaryota, Metazoa, Chordata, Mammalia, Carnivora, Felidae. The record is from RefSeq and is a predicted model, not a curated record.